GUGCAGGAAAUUCCAAAUGCAAAGUGGCCAUUGUGAUGUGCAGGAGCUCUCAGGAUGUUAGCAGCAGGCAUGGCCAGCACAGUAUGAUCCUGGUACCCAUGGAAACUCCAGGAGUGAAGCUCAUCCGACCUCUCACCGUGUUUGGACAGGACGACGCCAUCCAUGGCGGCCAUUUUGAGGUGCACUUUGAAAAUGUGCGUGUUCCCGCAUCCAACAUCAUUCUGGGAGAAGGCAGAGGGUUUGAGAUAGCUCAGAGGCGUCUGGGCCCGGGCAGGUUGCACCACAGUAUGAGAGCUGUUGGUUUGGCUGAGCAUGCGCUGGAGCUUCUGUGCCAGCGUGCUGCUUCUAGACAGACGUUUGGGAAAAAGCUGCACCAGCAUGAGGUCGUUGCUCACUGGAUAGCAGAGAGUCGUCUGAUGAUAGAGCAGACCCGCCUGCUGACUCUUUAUGCAGCUCAUUCUCUGGACACACUGGGCAGCCGUGCAGCUCGCAAGCAGGUUGCUAUGAUCAAAGUGGCAGCAGCCAGGAUGAGCUGUAAGGUGGUGGACAUCGCCAUCCAGCUCCAUGGAGCUGCAGGGGUGUCCCAAGACUUCCCACUAGCACAGAUGUACUCGUACGCACGGACUCUGCGCAUCGCUGAUGGACCAGAUGAGGUGCACCUUUCCUCCAUAGCGUCUCUAGAACUGAAGGAUCAGCUGAGAAAGUCUCAGGCUAAGCUGUGAGGAUCAAAUUCAAUGUGACUGGCCAAAUUAACUGGAACAAUUAGUUUGCAGAAUCCAGUUUGGAGCGUUACUAAGAAAAGAUAAAAUGAGUAAACAUGCUGAACUCUAAAUUAAGGCUGUUUAUGUAGUUUUGUAGAUUUAAUCUGUGAUUUGUUUAUUUUACCGACAAUUUAUACAUUAAGGUUGAGGUGGUCUGUUUUGAUUUUGGUCGCGUUUUUAUUACUGAUCUGAUAAAUCUUUGCCUUUCUUUGGUUGUUUUGUAAAUGUGCUCAUCAUGUGGAUGUUAAAAUCACAAGUGAAUUUCACGCAUUUAAUAAUAAAAACAAUUGAUACUU
Molecule: messenger RNA, 1057 nt
Organism: Nothobranchius furzeri (turquoise killifish)
Lineage: Eukaryota; Metazoa; Chordata; Actinopteri; Cyprinodontiformes; Nothobranchiidae
Source: RefSeq, a predicted model, not a curated record